Messenger RNA from Acanthaster planci (crown-of-thorns starfish), 2819 nucleotides. RefSeq names its product GDP-fucose protein O-fucosyltransferase 1-like. The record is from RefSeq and is a predicted model, not a curated record. Gene Ontology annotation, molecular function: peptide-O-fucosyltransferase activity. Lineage: Eukaryota; Metazoa; Echinodermata; Asteroidea; Valvatida; Acanthasteridae. Gene Ontology annotation, biological process: protein O-linked glycosylation via fucose; Notch signaling pathway.
UGUACGUGUACAAUACAUGUACAUUACAUGUUCAUGUACUUCCACAUAUCACAGGCCACGCGAGGUCGUCCAAGGCCGGCAGCCCAUGCCGUUGUUGAAGAUUUGAAGUUGAAUUUGGACUUACUCUUACGUGUACUUUUCUUCAAAGAAUCAAGAGGCAAAAACAUAAAGAUGUUGCCUGUCCAUUACUGGAUUUUUCUUGUCCACUUUGUGCUGCGCCUCGUGGUUCAAAGGGUGUCUGCUGAGAAAAACCCAACAGUGGACCCCAAGGGCUAUGUAGUGUACUGCCCAUGCAUGGGUCGGUUUGGGAACCAGGCAGACCAAUUUCUUGGUGCUCUAGCCUUCAUUAAGAAUCUUGAUCGUACCAUAGUGUUGCCUCCUUGGGUGGAGUACGGCAAGCCAGGGAGCAAGCCUGGAUCAUCUCAAAUCCCAUUUGAUACCUACUUCAAAGUGGAGCCGUUGGCCAAAUACCACCGAGUCAUCACCAUGGAAAUAUUCAUGGAAAAACUUGCGCCCAAAGUGUGGCCUCAUGGACAGAGGAAAGGUUUUUGCCACACAUUUCGUGAGGCCAAUUCCUGCAAAAUGAAGGAGGGUAAUCCGUUUGGCCCCUUCUGGGACAACUUCAAUGUUGACUUUGACUCCUAUGUGGCCUUUGGCUCCGGGCUCAGCUAUGACCCCUCCAACUCAAAUACAAGGAAAUGGAAUGAAAAAUUUCCAGCCUCAGAGUUCCCAGUCCUUGCAUUUGGCGGAGCGCCAGGGAGUUUCCCAGUGCUAGAGCAGAACGUCCACCUACACCAGUACCUGGUAUGGUCAGAUAUGAUAGAGGAAGAAGCCAACAACUUCAUCGCAACCAAAAUCCCUGAAGGACCUUUCCUUGGGGUGCACAUGCGGAAUGGCCUAGACUGGGUGAACGUCUGCGACAACCACAUAGGGAAAGAAAAAAAUAGACAUCUCUUCGGCUCACCACAAUGCCUGGGGUACCACUUCGAGCAUGGGCAGGUCACCAAGGAUAUGUGCUUGCCUCCUGCCGACCUGGUCAAGAGGCAGAUCAGGAGGCGGGUCAAGAAGAUCAAAGCCAAGGCAGUGUUUGUAGCCGCUGAUGCUGACCCUAUGAUGACAGUUCUGGCCAACAUGCUAGAGCCCCUCAAGGUAAAGGUUCUUCAGUACGAUAAGCAUGAGCCACAUGUGGAGUUGGCCAUCCUGGCCAAAGCUGACCACUACAUUGGCAACUGCCUGUCCACCUUCUCGGCCUUUGCUGCGCGCGAGAGAGGCGUGACGGGCAAGCCCACCUCCUUCUGGGCGCACGACGACUUGCUGAACAAGGAUGAAAAGGUCAAGAAAAAGAAGAAGAAACAGGCCCAUGCGGAUGACGAACUUUAACACUCGCUCCUUUAGGCAGAUUUUUGAACUUUUCUUUCAAAUCACCCUUGAGAGUUAUUUACUUUCCUUGUUUUACAUUCAUACAUGUGGUUGUCUUGUGUUGAAAGCUCAUAAACGUUUGAUAUCUUAGGAUGUGUGAAAAGCACAUGCUUACAUUGUGCCAGAAUGCAGUUUUCGUAAGUGAUGCAGGAGCCAUUGGCUGGGAACUUUUGGAGCAUUGGCUCAAUCAAUGCAUUAACCAAAGGUUCCUUUUAUUCAUUAGCCCUCAUGUCAUGCUGUAUUACAUUGUGUUUAUUUACUGAUGAAUCCAUUCAGCCAUACAUUGCCGGGUAAUAGACCGGAUGGUUUGGGGAUACCAAGAUAACUUGCCUACUUGCUUAAAAGACAUCAUCAGAACACUUUUUCUUUUAUUUCAUAUUCUUUGUGCCUACUAUUACAAAUACUUUACUUUUUUACAAGCUUCUUUAAUCAAUACUUGCAUUUUCAAGUUCAUAGAUCAUUUCUUGAUCGUGUAAGUUCAUAGAUGUCUGCUCCACCUUUGUGUUCUUAACAUAACACAUCAUAAUCACUACAGAAUGACUUCCCCGUGAAUAAUGUUUGCAAUUUUCAUUCCAUGGUACCUGUUUUUGGUAUAAAGCAUUCUGCAUUUGAUCACAGUCUGUGUCCUAAAAUCUGUGUUCAAUUCAAUCAUGUCUACCUGAUGUGAUAGGAGCCAGCUGACAACUGUAGACCAAUGAACAGGCUGAUGGCAGGCUGAAUAUAAUUGGCUCGCACACAUCAGAUGUGUUUCUUUGGAGUGUAUAGGUUCAAACAACUAGAUGGCAGGUCAUAUUCUAAAUACUUCAGAUGUUAGGGACAAACGCCUGCAAGGAAGUUAUUUUAAAAUCUUUUUUUACUAAAAUGUGACCGUCUGGUCAGUAUCACAUCUUGGACCAUUUUCACAAACUGUGAAAUAUAUUUUUACUUGCAAUAUAGUAUUCCAUCUGGGUAUUUAUCUCCUUCCUCUCCUGUAAUAGUAUUUUGUGGUCGUCUAGGACUUUUGUCUUGGUGUUAUGGUGAUACAUUGUACUUUUUUAAUUAAAAUAUUUUUAUAUGGAAAUGAUACACCAAGGAUGUAACUGAUCUUAUAGAUGUUGAAUAGGUCACAAUUUUAAAGAUGAAAAAGCAACUUUAAGAGUAUCCAUUUAUUCAGGGUUUUGCAUAAUUGCAAGAGUGUAUGAAUUCUAUCCUGUUAAUGAAACUAUUCCAACUGGAUUUUGAAACAUGCGGUUAUACUGAAAACCAGUUGAUAUAUUUUUGAAAACUGAUUAUCCUGUGGGGAUUUUCAUUUUCAUUCAGUAAGUUAUUCCUCCCUGAUCGGGUCUUCUUUAUUGGUAAAGGGAUCAAGUCCAUUAGUGUGUCAAAUAAAAAUUCACUUUUCUAUUUUGAAUCACUUUCAA